AUGGGUGUCGUAACUUGUGACGUCGAGAUAACUUCGUCUGUCCCUGCAGCUAGAAUGUUCGAGGCCCUUGUCCUCGACUCGGACAACCUCAUACCCAAGAUCAUGCCUCGGGUUAUUGAAAGUGUCGAAACCCUCGAGGGUGAUGGAGGGGUUGGAACCGUCAAGCUCGUUAAUUUUGGCGAGGACAGCCAGUUUAAGAGCGUGAAGUACCAUGUGGAUGCUCUUGACAGAGAAAAUUUCACACAUAGUUACAGCAUUUUUGAAGGGGAUGUUCUGAUGGAAAUUUUUGAAUCAAUCACUUACAAAAUUGAAAUUUUAGCUAAUGCUGACGGAGGAUGCAUAUGUAAGAGCAGAAGCAUUUACAACACCAAGGGUGAUGUUCAGAUCACUGAGGAGAAAAUUAAGGAAGGUAAAGAGAAGACCAUGUCAAUGCUCCAGGCCAUCGAGGCCUACCUUCGAGCUAAUCCAGAUGCCUAA
Molecule: messenger RNA, 477 nt
Organism: Fraxinus pennsylvanica
Lineage: Eukaryota; Viridiplantae; Streptophyta; Magnoliopsida; Lamiales; Oleaceae
Source: the annotation of a GenBank genome assembly